CCCUACGCUGUGAGUCUUGUUUGGGGGAGGGGGGGAGGGGAUCGGCCGCGGAGGAAGAAGAGAGAUCGGCUGAGGCGGCGGUGGGAGAGGAGAGCGGGGACAGGACGAGAUCGCAGCCUCCCUGACUCGCAGGCCCGGGAGGGGCGCGCGGUGUAGAACGCGUGGACGCGGGGAGAGGAGGGGGAGAGAUUGGUUCAGACUUGAGCCUCCGAAGCCACGAUGAAGAAUCGGGACAAAGAGGGCGGUGCUUCGAAGCUGCCAGCCAGCCCUUCCAAAGCAAAAGCCCGAGCGGGGCCUCAGGAGCCCGAUGCAUCGCAGACCUCGAGGCCCGAGGAUGCCCAGGAGCCCAGGAGCCAGGGGGUUCCCAAAGCGGACGGACGAAGUCCCGCCGGCCAGACCCAGGAGAAGAACGAAGGGGGACCAACCAAGAAUUCCCAGCCAGGGCCUGAUUGUGAUGUCUCUGAAGAGCUGAGUCGGCAGCUGGAAGACAUACUGAACACCUAUUGUGUUGAUAGCAGUCAGGAGGGACCGGCUGAUGAUGGAGGCCAGAAUGAACACCCAGAGCCAGAUGAGGUUGAGAAGAGCAGGAAUUAUGCUGCCCGGAACGGAGAACCGGAACCAGGAACCCCUGAAGUCAAUGGAGUGAAGGAAAUCACCAAAGGAGAGCCCGGUGUUGAAGAGAUCCGGGCAAAUGAUGAGAGUGGGGACCGAGAGCAGAAGCGGGCCCAGGAGAAGAAGAAGGCCAAAGGCCUGGGGAAGGAGAUCACUUUGCUAAUGCAGACACUGAACACCCUUAGCACCCCGGAGGAGAAGUUGGCCGCACUAUGCAAGAAAUACGCUGAACUGCUGGAGGAGCACCGCAAUUCCCAGAAACAGAUGAAAGUCCUGCAGAAGAAGCAGAGCCAGCUGGUGCAGGAGAAGGACCAGCUGAGGAGCGAGCACAGCCGGGCUGUCCUGGCCCGCAGCAAGCUGGAGAGCCUGUGUCGGGAGCUUCAGAGACACAACCGAACCCUCAAGGAAGAAGGAGUCCAGCGAGCGAGGGAGGAAGAGGAGAAGAGGAAAGAGGUGACCUCCCACUUCCAGGUGACCCUGAGUGACAUCCAGCUGCAGAUGGAACAGCACAACGAGCGCAACUCCAAGCUGCGCCAGGAGAACGCAGAGCUGGCAGAGCGGCUGAAGAAGCUCAUCGAGCAGUACGAGCUGAGGGAGGAGCACAUUGACAAGGUCUUCAAACACAAGGACCUGCAGCAGCAGUUGGUGGAUGCCAAGCUCCUGCAGGCCCAGGAGAUGCUGAAGGAGGCUGAGGACAGGCACCAGCGAGAGAAAGACUUUCUGCUGAAGGAAGCCGUGGAGUCCCAGCGAGUGUGUGAGCUGAUGAAGCAGCAGGAGACCCACCUGAAGCAGCAGCUCGCAUUGUACACAGAGAAGUUUGAGGAGUUCCAGAACACUCUGUCCAAGAGCAGCGAGGUAUUCACAACGUUUAAGCAGGAGAUGGAAAAGAUGACCAAAAAGAUCAAGAAGCUGGAGAAAGAGACCACCAUGUACCGAUCCAGGUGGGAGAGCAGCAACAAGGCUCUGCUCGAGAUGGCCGAAGAGAAAACUCUUCGAGACAAGGAGCUGGACAGCCUGCAGGUGAAAAUCCAGCGGCUUGAGAAGCUCUGCCGGGCUUUGCAGAGUGAACGAAAUGACCUGAGCAAGAAGGUGCAGGACCUGAGUGCCCAUCCCCCACCCGGUGAAGCCAGCGGCCCUCAGAGGGACAGCAGCACUGAGCCGAGGGGGGAGAGCCUGAACUCCGGGGGCCCCCAGGGCCUAGAACUGAGCACAAGUGGUGCAGGCCACGCGGAGACUGAGGCAGCCACCCCUUCUGCUGACUAGAGAGCCCCAGGCGAAAGGAAGACCGGGGUGCCAGGAGGGAGCUUGCGGAUGUCACAGGCCCCGCUGCCGUGGGGAAGAGCUGGGCCCGGCAGGCAUUUGCCACUUUCUGCUUUAGGUUCUGGAAGAUGGUUUUUAUAUAUAUAUGGCAUAUAAAAGUGUGUGCCAAGCCCCAUGCUUUUAUAUACAUACAUGUAUAAAACAGUGCUCACUUGCCCAUGCCUUGUUGCAUGGGGAGAGACGAGUGACUAAUCAGUGUGUUGGAGGGGCUCAGCAGAGCAGUCGCCGCUGUCACUGCUCGUGGUCAGGGCAGGUUAAAUGGCUGCUGCUCCCUCCUCCCCGCCUCCCCCCCUCCCUGCCUCCCUCCCGGAUUCACCUCUGGGAGCAUGGCUUCACUAGUGCCCGGCCAGUGCAUCCGCACCCAAGUGCACACGCCUGCUCUUGUAUUCUGGUUGAGAGGACUGGGCUGGCUCUGGCUCGGCGUUCCCGCAGUGCUGAGAGCCUUUUUGCCCCUCUUGCUCUGGGAGCCCCGCAGGGAUUCAGAGCCAACGUUAAUAGUGUUUUCUAGUGAAGAGAAGAGACGAGAGCUCGGAGCCCAUUUAUGUUGAGCCACCCAGGGGGAGCCUCAUGCUUUCCAGUUGUGCCCAAACUAGACAGUGCGUCCCAGUAGCCUUAUGACUCACAGGUGCCUCUCCCUCCAGCACAAGUGGAUUGAAAAGAGAUCAUCCAAAGGGUUGUUUCCCAAGGUGGUUUGGGGGGGGGGGGGUGCACAGGAGGGUGUUAUAGUGGAGGGAUUGAUGAGGUAGGAGGAGACAGCCCUAGGGCAUCUGCCUUCUUGUAUCUACUAUCUGGGUCCUGUAGCUGAGUUGGUACAGUGGUUGCAUGCUCCUCAUGGAGAGAGAUUGAUGUUUCCCUUUAGUGUUUCCUAGGACCUGCUUGAAUCAUUGCAAGGGCUGUAGAGCCCUGGGGGCUGCCUCUUGUUGCUGUAGCAGCUCAGCCCCAGGAUCUCGGCCGUCCCCACCCAUUUCCAUGGGCUCCUCAGAAUGAGGUUGCUCUGGUGAAGUGUCCGGCAAGACCUCCCCUCUACCCACGGACGCUGAGCAGAGGUCACAGGACCUGUUGUUCUGAGUUUGGCCUUGAACUCCAGGCUCUAGCUACCGAUGGGCCUCUGUACUGGCUGAGGCCAGAAGGGCACAUGGUAGCUCCCAAAUUGGCCCGUCCCUGGAAGAGACCAGAAAUCCACAGCCCAAGAAUCAUUUUUGGCUGAUGACAAGGGAGUCUGCCCUUCGCUGUUCUUAACCGGGCUGUGCUAUGAGGGCAUUCCCCAGCUGCCACGCCAGGCUGUCCUCAUGCCCUCUGCUCCAGCCCAGCCUUUUGCCUCAGUGGGACCAAAGGAGCUACAACAACUGCAGGGCAGAGUAGACCAGGGGGCUGUCUUGGAGGACCCGGCUGUUGUUUCUUCCCGUCCAUCCCCUCGUUUCUCCUCCCUGGCCUUUUUCCAUGUUGCUGAGUCCUGCUCACAGACUAACCCUGAAUCAUGUUCUUACAGACCUUGUUCUCUAAUGUUACAGUCUUCCCCUCCCCUUGUGUCUUUUGGGUGGUUCUGGAUUUAAUCUCCUUCCCAGCUCUGGGAAAGACCCUUCCCCAGGGGACUCCUAGACAGAGACCACAAUAGCAUCCACCUGAUACUUUGUAUGCGCCCAUCUUGUCUUUGUCCGACCUGAAGGUGAGGGAGUCAGGCAGUUAUCAGGGCCUCUCGGGCUGGAGGUGGAACUGGGGGUGAAUGGAUAGAUGUCUCCCCUAGAGCCCGACCAACACUUGGUUUAAUUUGCAUUCCAAACUCAGAAACAUUUCCCCACCUCUGGGGUAGAAGAGAUGGGUCCACGAGUCGUCCCUGCCCCUUUCUUCCUCUUCAGUCUUCCAAGGUGCCCCUUCUGCCCUUUGCCUCUUCCCCAAGGCCAUGCGGGGAAGUCAGUUUGGGCUUCUCUGCUGCAUGGAGAGAGCAUGGACAGGCACUCACCCAAUUCACUUCAGCUACCUCUAAGCUGCUGUAGGCCUGGGGCUACAGAGCCAGCUCCGGGCCCCUUGCUGGGACACUGAACCCAGAUGCUUCAUCUGGCCACAGACUUCUUGGUUCGACACCCAGUAAACCCUCUUUCCAGGACUCAUUUAGUGCUGGGUCUGCUCAUCCAGGCAGCCGCACUAGGGCUUCCUUUCUCCCUUGGCCCCCUUUUUAAUUCUUAGCCUUUUUCCCCACUAGUGACCAAAUUCCGAGUUCACCAUGCCUGCUGCUGGCUGCUCUCCAAAGGGAGCUGGUCCAGGCUACAGCUCCCUCCUUUUGGUUUCUUAAAGUGGAUGCUUGGCCCUGGGCAGUCAAGGGGCUGGAUUGUACAAGGAGCCUGGGCAAGCCUCAGUGGCAGUGGGUGAGGUACCCCAAGAGGGGUGUCCAAAAAGAGGGUCGUACUUGGCCUCCUUAGCCUUGGGCCCUUCCUUGUUUCAGGGAUUCAGCCCCACGCACACUUUCCUCUCCUACCCGUGGCCCUUGUCCUAAGAAUGCAUCCAGGCCAUUGGGCCAUGAGCACAGAGCAUGUGAUGAUAUGUGCCACAGCAUUCUGGGGUUGAUUCUAUAGGGGUCAAACUUAGGCAUUUUCUGUGGUUAGAUGGCUCUGUUUGGGGCUGUGGAACAUUGCCCCCCCCCCAGCUUGCCAAUGGCACAGCAGGGUAGACAGGGUUUGGGGGGGGGGGAGAGCUUCCUGUCUGGUGUGGGCCCUCCAGGCAGCCUGACCCCAUGGGGUUGGAAGCUGGAUGCUAACAGCUGUCUUUUUCCUUUUCACAACAGACAUGGGGUGGGGGUGGAUUUUGAUGUAUUUUUAACCACAUUAAAUAGU
Molecule: messenger RNA, 4760 nt
Organism: Dromiciops gliroides (monito del monte)
Lineage: Eukaryota; Metazoa; Chordata; Mammalia; Microbiotheria; Microbiotheriidae
Gene: TXLNA
Product: taxilin alpha
Exons: 11
Coding region: 220-1875 (551 amino acids)
Molecular function (GO): syntaxin binding
Source: RefSeq, a predicted model, not a curated record